UCCUGACACCAUUCCUUUGAGUGCAGGCGAAAAGAAAGAUGCAUUCUACAAUGCAGUAAUAAAAGCUUUCCCCAAUAUUAAAAUCAUUGAAAAAGUAACAAGGAAAGCUAUAGGUGUAAGCUUGACUUUUGGCGAGUUGAAAAUUGCGAUAUUAGAAAAAGAAGCUACUAUGAAAAGUGAGCUCUCAGAUUCUGAUAUUAAAACUGCUAAUCUUGCACAGCACAAGGGGCCAAGGUGUGUUGCUUGUCAGGCAUAUGGACGCAAGGAACCAGACUGUCCCAAUAAACGGAAAGGAUACUUGUGCUACAGGUGCAACCAGUUUGGGAAUCACAAGGCAAGAGAUUGCCCAAACGUACCCCACAAUGACAAUAAACCAAGUGGCUCAGGAUACUCUAAACAGACUCCAAGGAAAUAACUAAUUUGGCAAGACCUUCUUGGAGAGAUAAAAUUGGCGAGACCUUUCUUGGAGAGUUAAAAUUGGCGAGAUGGAAAAACUAAUGAGAUUAAACUGACGAAAUUACCUGGCGAGAAUACUGAGGCGAGAUAAAGUUACCAAAUAAGAAACUUUGUGAUAAACGAGAACAGAUUAUUAGGAGAGAAAAAGACUGGAGAGGAAUCAAGGAUACUGUCAAUGGCGGUAGUGUUGAAUGUGGCGCCCUACGCCAGUCUCCUUAUU
Messenger RNA from Diachasma alloeum, 676 nucleotides. RefSeq names its product cellular nucleic acid-binding protein homolog. The coding region runs from base 170 to 415 and encodes 81 amino acids. The record is from RefSeq and is a predicted model, not a curated record. Gene Ontology annotation, molecular function: nucleic acid binding; zinc ion binding. NCBI's taxonomy places the organism in Eukaryota, Metazoa, Arthropoda, Insecta, Hymenoptera, Braconidae. The transcript has 2 exons.